CCCGGAGUUGUCUCGAGGCUGAAGUGAUUCUUCAAAGUUCUUGCUUUUUUAUUCUCCUUGCAGGAUCAUGAAGCUGAUCAUCCUGAAUGACUAUGACCAGGCCAGCGAGUGGGCUGCAAAGUACAUAAGAAACAAGAUUUUACAGUUUAAACCUGGACCUGACAAGUAUUUCACAUUAGGACUCCCCACAGGAGGUACCCCUUUAGGUUGUUACAUGAAACUGAUUGAAUACUACAAAAGUGYAGAACUCUCGUUCCAAUAUGUGAAGACUUUCAACAUGGAUGAAUAUGUAGGACUUCCCAGAAACCACCCAGAGAGCUACCACUCUUUCAUGUGGAAUAACCUCUUCAAGCACAUAGACAUAAGAGCAGAGAACACCCACAUCCUCGAUGGGAACGCCGCUGACCUCCAGGCCGAGUGUGAUGCCUUUGAGGAGAAGAUAAAAGCUGCUGGAGGGAUUGAGCUGUUUGUUGGAGGUAUUGGACCUGAUGGCCACAUUGCCUUUAACGAGCCUGGUUCCAGCUUGGUUUCCAGAACCAGGUUAAAGACUCUCGCAAAGGACACCAUCAUGGCCAACGCUCGAUUCUUCGAUGGAGAUCUUUCAAAAGUGCCCACCAUGGCUCUGACUGUUGGAGUGGGCACGGUCAUGGAUGCAAAGGAG
Austrofundulus limnaeus is the source of this 661-nucleotide messenger RNA. It is a transcript of the gene gnpda1, whose product is annotated as glucosamine-6-phosphate deaminase 1. Gene Ontology annotation, cellular component: cytoplasm. The record is from RefSeq and is a predicted model, not a curated record. NCBI's taxonomy places the organism in Eukaryota, Metazoa, Chordata, Actinopteri, Cyprinodontiformes, Rivulidae. Gene Ontology annotation, molecular function: glucosamine-6-phosphate deaminase activity; identical protein binding. Gene Ontology annotation, biological process: D-glucosamine catabolic process; N-acetylneuraminate catabolic process; carbohydrate metabolic process.